Messenger RNA from Cyclocybe aegerita, 1431 nucleotides. The record is from the annotation of a GenBank genome assembly. NCBI's taxonomy places the organism in Eukaryota, Fungi, Basidiomycota, Agaricomycetes, Agaricales, Hemipholiotaceae.
AUGGCCUCAGAAGAGUCACCUUUGCUUGCGACAGAUCGGGAUGCGGUUUACCGCCGAUUCUCCCCUUUCAGAAAACGGGCUAUCGUAGCGAUGGUGUCAGGAUGUGGGGUGUUACCCAUGUUCGUAACAGGCACCUUUACGCCUUCAAUACCACAGAUCGCGAAGGAUCUUGACUCGUCAGGAGCGGUUGUAAAUUUAGCAGUGAGCUUGUCUGCGUUUGGUACUUGCGUUGGAGGCUUAAUUGGCGGAUCCUACUCCACGUUUUACGGACGCCGAGCUGUGUACAUAUGGGCACUUCCUUCCCUCGUUUUAGGGUCUUUGGGUGUGGCGACGGCACCGAAUAUCCCGUCGUUACUAUUCUGGCGGUUCUUUCAGUCCGUGGGAGCUGCUCCUGCCCUCGUCAUCGGAGCAGGUGUGAUCGGGGACAUAUACAAGCUAGAGGAGCGCGGGAGAGCUAUGGGGUUAUUCUUCGCAGCGUGUCUUCUGGGACCAGCAAUCGCGCCGAUAGCUGGAGGCAAGUUAGGCCGAGUUGGAGCGAUACGUAUUCUGAUUUCAGCAAAAGGUUCUGCGGCGUACUACUUCUCCUGGAGAGCUAUGCAAGCAGCUCUGGGGGUUAUCGGGCUCUUGAUGUGGCUCAUGAUGUAUUGGCUCUUUCCCGAAACCAGCCAACCGGGAGCCAGGGGGAUUGACCAACUCGAUACUGAUGAUCCUAAGCGACAAAAGCUGGUGUUUAUCAACCCCUUGCGCCCUAUGUGGCUCCUGCUGAGUCCAAAUCUAUUCUUAAUUUCGCUCAUCUUAUCCGCGUCUCUUAUCACUGUUUUCGUGCUGCUUGUCCCACUGGCUUAUACUAUUGGCGCCCGUUAUCAUAUUCCCAACGAAGCUAUAGUCGGAGCCUGCUUCCUUCCAGCCGGCCUUGGAAACAUAACCGGAGCGCAGAUUGCGGGGUACAUCUCUGAUAGGACUGUUAUUCAAUGGAGGAAAAGACGUGGAGGGGUUUGGUACCCCGAAGAUCGCCUUCGAGCGUCCCUAAUUCCUUUCGCGGUCGUUGUCCCAACUCCCCUCUUGUUAUUUGGCCUCUUCAACCAAUACGUGGACGGCACUCCAGGCCUUGUCUUAUGCCUCGUAUGCCUAUUCGUUAAUGGCAUCGGGGUCGAGAUGGCUUGGGGACCAUGUGCAGCAUAUAUCGUCGAUGUGCUUCAUUCACGCAGCGCAGAAGCUUUAGCUGCUAACGGAGGACUGCGCUCUGUCUUAAUGGCUGUCGGAAUCGCAGCCGUCCUACCCAUGAUCAACACGUACGGUAUUUUCGUGACCAACGCUGUCUGUGCGAUCCUCGUUUGGAUUGCCUUUGGGGUCCUUGUGUGUAUCAUUCGCUACGGGGAUCAAUUGAGAGCCUACAAAGACGUAGGCUUCUCCACUGCAGAGAACAAUUAA